Molecule: messenger RNA, 3045 nt
Organism: Lactuca virosa
Lineage: Eukaryota; Viridiplantae; Streptophyta; Magnoliopsida; Asterales; Asteraceae
Source: the annotation of a GenBank genome assembly
AUGAAAUUUUUGUUCAAAUUCCGAGCAGUAUACUCGAGUGCUAAUCUUUUGCCCGUUCAUGUGACGAAUCUAAGAUCUUUUAGUUUUUCAAUCGUCACUAGAAGGAACUCAAAUCUAAAGAACACCGAAGAAGCCUCGACGAAAAAUGGAAAAGAAAAGAAAGAUUUUGCUGAUCUUUUUGAGGAAAUCACCCAAAUUUUAGGAACCCAUAAUUUCAAUGUGGAUACCAAUGGAGGAAUCCGGUUUCCAAUAAUGAAUGCAAGGAACGGAGAGGCGGGGGAUUCCUUGGAUUGCACAGAAGCUGUUUGUGAAAAUGCCAAUAUGAAUCCAGAGUUGGAACUUACAACAACCAAUAUGGCUGAAAAGGAUGUGAGUCCAAUAGUUCAUGAGGUUACCCAAAUUCUAAGGGGUGGAAAGGGUGAGGUGUCGAUUGAGGAACAGUUGGAGGAUAUGUCUGUAGAGUUUGAUUCUGAUGUUGUUAAUAAGGUUUUAAAGAGGUGCUUCAAAGUGCCUGAUUUAGCUUUAAGGUUCUUCAACUGGAUAAAGUAUAAGAAUCAGUCAUCUGUCACAACUGCAACAUACAAUACAAUGAUUUAUAUACUUGGAGAAACGAAACAAUUUGACAUAGUUGAGGAAUUGUUGGAGGAAAUGGAGAAGAACUUGUGUAAGAAGGAUCUUAAGACAUGGACUAUCCUCAUUUCUAAAUAUGGGAAAUCAAAUGCUAUUGGGAAAGUCUUGUUGCUAUUUGAGGAUAUGAAGAAGUCUGGUUUUGAACCCGAUUUGGCAGUUUGUAGAGUAAUGCUGCGUACACUUUGUAAUGGUGUAAAAUCUGACAUUGCCAUGGAGUUCUACAAGGAGAUGGUUUCUAAAGAAAUGGAACCUGAUACAAAUUUGUACAAACUUUUAUUAAACUGUUUAGCUACUUCAGGGUACAUUGAUUCAAUCCACUUGGUCGCUGAAAACAUGAUAAAGAUUUCACAAAUACCUGAACAAUACGUUUACACGUGUAUGCUAAAAAGCUUUUGCAUUUCAGGUAGAAUCAGAGAGGCAUUAGAAGUGAUAAAAGAUAUGAAGAACAAAGACAUCAGAAUCGAGCCUGAACAUUUUGAAAUUUUGGUGAAGGGUAUGUGUCGUGCUGAUAGGAUCUCUGAUGCUUUAGAAAUUGUUGAUAUCUUGAAACGAAAAGAUGUUGUUGACAAAAAGAUUUAUGGAAUUGUUAUCAAUGGGUACUUGAGAAGAAAUGAUGUCUCUAAUGCACUCCAAAUUUUCCAAAGCCUAAAAGAUUGCGGACAAAUAUUACCAGUCUCUACUUAUACAGAACUAAUGCAACACCUCUUUAGAAUAAGUGAGUUUGAAAAAGCAUUUGAUCUUUAUAACAUGAUGCUGGAAACAGGGAUUGAGUUAGACAGUGUGGCAAUAACUGCUGUAGUUUCUGGUUAUGUUCAACAAAACCGAAUUUCUGAAGCAUGGGAAGUGAUCAAGAGUAUGGAGAAGAAAGGAAUGAAGCUCACUAGCAAAUGUUAUACGGUUUUCAUUAAAGAACUUUGUAAGAUUUCCAGGUCUGAUGAAGCUCUUAAUGUUUUCAAUCAUAUGAAAGCUUUGAAGCUGCAUAUAGAAGACAAUAUGUUCAACUGGAUUACAUCUCAUUCAGGUCAAAAAGGAGAAUUGGAGAAGAUACAUCAAGUAAAGCAGAUCCAAAGAGCCAGCAGUAAAAAAGACGAAACUACCCUUGAUUUAAGCUCAAUCCAGAUAGAGCCGCCUCCUAAGUCUUUUACUGACCAUGAUCUUGAUAGGGUCUGUAAGAUUGUAUCUUCUUCAAUGAGUUGGUGCUCAAAGGAAGAAUCUUUACAAAAAUGUGAUCUUUAUAGCAUCACACCAGAACUGGUUAUGGAGGUGCUGAGAAGUUGCAGGCUUCAUGGUGGUGCAGCACUGCAGUUCUUCACAUGGGUGGGAAAGAAAGAUGGUUACAGUCACACUGCAGAAACAUAUAACAUGGCGAUGAAGAUUGCUGGACAAGGGAAAGAUUUUAAGCAAAUGAGAAUGUUGUUUCAUGAAAUGAGAAGGAAAGGAUUGUUGGUUUCAUCAGACACGUGGACGAUCAUGAUCUUGCAAUAUGGUCGCAUAGGUUUGACUGAAAUCGCAUUGAAAAUUUUCAGAGAAAUGAAGGAAACAGGUUGUAGUCCUAAUAGUAGCACAUACAAAUCUUUGAUCAUUUCCCUUUGUGGGAAAAAGGGUAGAAAAGUCAAUGAAGCUAUGGAGAUGUUCAUGGAGAUGAGUGAAGAUGGAUUUGUACCCGAUAAAGAAUUGGUUGAAAUAUAUCUUGGGUGUUUAUGUGAAGUUGGAAACGUGUUGGAAGCCAAAUCAUGUGCUAAAAACUUAUGUCAACUCGGUUUUUCCACUCCAUUGGCUUAUUCGUUGUGUAUCAGGGCUCUUUGUCGAUCAGGUAAGGUAGAAGAGGGUUUGAUAAUGGCGGAUGAGGUCGGAGAAAAGGACAAAAAUACCCUCAACGGGUAUAUAUACGGAAGCGUGAUUCAUGGACUACUAAGGGAAAAACGUUUACAGGAGGCAUUGGAGAAGAUGGAAUCAAUGAAACAAGUGAGUAUCUUUCCGACAGUUCAUGUUUAUACAUCGCUAAUAGUUUAUUUCUUUAGAGAAAAACAAGUUUGUAAAGCUUUAGAGGUGUUUAAGAAGAUGAAAGAAGAAGGGUGUGAACCCACAAUCGUUACUUAUUCAUCGUUAAUUCGUGGGUAUAUGAGCAAUGGGAGGAUGGAUGAUGCGUGGAGUGUUUUUCAAAAGAUGAAAAGUGAAGGUCCGAUGCCUGAUUUCAGGACUUAUUCGAUGUUGAUAUGUUGUUUGUGUAAGGAAGGUAAGUCUGAAGAAGGGAUGCGACUUUUAUCGGAGAUGUUAAAUGUUGGAAUUGCUCCGAGUACAGUUAAUUUUCGCGAUGUGUUUUAUGGAUUAAAUCGAGAGGGAAAACAGAGUCUAGCUCAAAGUGUACUUGGAACAAAAUGGGAUCUUAUAAGCAGGAGAAAAUCUUUGACCUAA